UCACGGGACGUGUGAGAUCGGUUUGGGAAAUUCGGCAACCACCUUAGCCGCAGCAGCAACAGACCGGGUUGGCCAGUGAGUGAAUCUUCGAGCAUCGUCCGAGACGCACGUUGUACGUGAUCUACUUUGCGUCAUAUGUAAGUGGAAUAAAGGCGGAACCUAACGAAGUGAGCAACGAUGCGACGAAUUUCAGUGUGGGUCCUGUUGGGCCUAGCGCUGUUUACCCUUAGCACAGCGGGAUUACAGGUACAAGCUGAAACGCCAACCGAGUACGAAUGCAGACCAUACAUUGAGAAAGCAAUUCAGGAUCUCAAGUCCGAAUCAGCGGAAGGUGCUGACGAAAAUGCCAGUAUAGAAAAUACGAUCGAUGUGACAAGCCAGGAAGAGGAGGACAAUACGGCAGCGGAGGAAGUGAGUACCGAGGAAACGGACACAGCUACGGACGAUGUUUCGGAAGAGAUAACUCCCUCGGAAGAGGUACAGGAGCAGUUGUUCGCUGACAAAGCGGAGGAUGAAGCUGCCGAAUCGGACCAGGCGGUUGACGGAGAGUCGGAAAAUGUAGAAGAAACGGAAGAAACCGAACAGGAGGACGAGCAGGAGCAAGAGGAUGAGGACGGAGAUGAAGCUGAAGAUAACAACCAGGAUGAGCAGGAAGACGAGGAAGACGCUACCGAAGAGAAUGUUCAAUCUGAGGAAACUGAACAGACAGUGUCCGAGGAGACGGAACAGUCUGAUGAUGUCCAAACGGAAUCGGAAGAGUUGACCUCCGAGGAAUCGGCUAACCAGGUGCUGGACGACAAUGCAGAUGAUGAUGAUGAUGAUGAUGAUGAGAAUGACGACGAGGAAGCGAAUGAAGAUGUAGCUACGGAGGAAGUUACUCAAUCCGCGGAGGAAGCUACCGAGAGUCAGGAAAAGGAAACUGACGCUGAUGAUGAUGAUGAUGACGACGAAAAGGAUGAUGAGGAGGAUGAUGAUGAUGAUGAAGACGAGACGGCAGAAAAUGUAGAUGAUGAGACCAAAUCAGAGGAAAAUAAUGAUGACGAAGAUGAUGAUGAAGAAGAAGACGAUGAUGAUGAUGAUGAUGAUGAUGAUGAGGAAGAAAAAAAAGAACAAAACAAUAGUGAAGAUGAUGAGGAUGAUGAUCUUGAAGAGGAAAAUGCCGUUAAAGGAUCAUAUGACGAUCGUGAUCAGGUCGAUGAUGAUCAGGAAGAUGAUGACGAUGAUGAUGAUCGUGAAGAGGAAAAUGCCGUUAAAGGAUCGUAUGACGAUCGUGAACAGGUUGAUGAUGAUCAGGAAGAUGAUGAUGAUGUUUCUGCAGAAGUUGCAGAUACCGUCUCAGAGGAGGAUAGUGAAAAUGAUGAAGUAGUCGAUAGUUCUGAGGACACCAAUCAGAAUGAGAAUGAAGAUUUGGAAGGAACAAACUCGGAGGAAGAGGAAACUGACAAAGACACAGAUAACGACGAUGAAGAUGAAGAAACUUUGACCGAAGAUUCUGUCGCUAGUGGUGAGGAACCUAAAACAGAAGAAGAUGAACCAACCAGUAAGGAAGUUGAAGAUGAUGACGAUGACGAUGAGAAUUUAAGUGAAGAAACGGAACGUGAUACAGUGGAAGGCAGUACUACAGCAAGCGAGGAGGAGAAUGAUGAGCCUGAACCUGCGGUUGAUGAGCAAUCCGAAGAGCAAAUGGUUGACAGUCAGGAAGAUGAAUCUACUGCUCAGGAUGAAGCAUCUACUGAAGAGACUGCUGACGAGAGCAGCGAAGAUGCAACCACCGUAGAGGAUGUAGAAGCAACCUCUCAGGAGCAGGAAGAACAAAGUGCUGAAGAGCCAUCCGAUGGCCAGGAAGCUGCUGAAGAGAGUGCUGAGGAAGCUGAGGCAGAAUCUGCUGAACAAGAAGCACCAGCAACCGAUGCGGAAGAUGAAAGCGAAGAGGAGGUCGCGGUGAAGCAGGACUCGGAGGAAUCUUUGGCCCAGGAUGGGGAAGAAAGUGUUGAGAAAGCAUCCGAAGAAACCGAAACUGACUCAAAGGAGGAGUCGUUCCCGGAGGAAGAUCUGCUAUUGGAGUACGAAAUUCCAUCGAAUCUUAGAGAUACUACGCACAUCUACGAACUGCUGAAUAUCAACGACGACGCAUCCGCCCGGGAGAAGGCCCUGCAAGAUACGGCCGACGUGAUCUUGCGUGAUCUUAAGCGUAUCUACGACAAUUCGAUCAAACCCCUCGAAACCUUGUACAAGUAUCGCGAUCUCAGCAAUCGUCACUUUGGCGAUCCGGAAAUAUUUUCGAAACCGCUCGUACUGUUCAUGGGUCCGUGGAGCGGUGGCAAAUCAACCAUUCUGAACUACCUUACACACAAUGAGUACACGCCUAACUCUGUGCGGACAGGUGCUGAACCGUCGCCCGCAUACUUUAACAUUUUAAUGCACGGUGACGAGCCGGAGGUUUUGGAUGGUACCCAGCUGGCCGCCGAUUGGACUUUUUCGGGAUUGCAAAAGUUUGGACAGGGUCUGCUUGACCGUCUGCGUGGUCAGAAACUGCCCAACCAGCUGCUAGAAAGGGUUAACAUUGUGGAAAUUCCAGGCAUUUUGGAAGUCCGGAAACAGGUGUCCAAGUACUUCCCAUUCAACGAUGCCUGCCAGUGGUUUAUUGAUCGCGCUGACAUCAUCUUCCUGGUGUACGACCCAUCCAAGCUGGAUGUUGGACCAGAAACUGAAGCCAUCCUGGACCAGCUCAAGGGACGAGAAUAUCAGACACGAAUCCUGCUAAACAAAGCUGAUCAAGUGAAACCUGAGGAGCUGCUGCGAGUCCAGAGUGCCCUGAUCUGGAACAUUUCUCCGCUGAUGUCGUCGGCGCAACCACCGGUCAUGUACACGGUGUCUCUAUGGUCCAAUCCAUUCGAAGUAGGAGCACCCGUCCGUCUGCUGCAAGCACAGGAGCGAACUUUGCUGCUCGAUCUUGGUCAGGCUAUUGAUCGACGAAUUGAGAACAAAAUUGCCAGUGCGCGUAGGUUUGCGGUUCGUGUUCGCAAUCACGCUAAGAUGGUCGACUGCUACCUCACGACGUACUACAACCACAAGACGCUGUUCGGUAACAAGAAGCAGGUAUCCGAGAAAAUCAUUGCCAACCCGCAGGACUAUCACAUCUACGAGGGCCUUUCGACGUUGACCAACAUUUCUCGAUACGAUCUACCCGAUCCAGAAGUUUAUCGGGAUUUCUUCCAUCUGAACCCACUGUACGAGUUCAAGAAGCUCUCCGAAACGUGCACUUACUUCCGCGGCUGUCCGAUCAACAAACUCGACGUUGCGAUUGCGUACGAGCUGCCCGAACUGGUCGGCAAGUACAAGAAAAUGUCGGAGGCUGCUCUUGCUAAGCUGGAUGUACUCACGCCCACAUCCGAUUUCGGCAAGGGGAAAUCGAAUAGUUGAGCGAAGGGCACGCUAUUUUGUACGAUCGAUAAACUUGCAUUCAGUGCGUAAUGUUAAAGUAGUGUAGUAUGGUAUAUAUUUAUUUAUUUAUUUUUUUCAUUUUCCCUAACGAACCUUCUACUACUUCCUAUCGUCGUAGGUUUAAUGUCUCUGAAAUAUCCCAGCUUGGAGACAUUAAAACACAAAUCUAUGCUUUUAUUAUUUUCCCUCUUUCCUUCUAAUUCUUAGACGUUUGAAGGUUGUAUCGGAACGAACCUAACAAACCAUAAUUAAUUGAAACUGCUUCUGCUGCUCACAAAGUGAAUAGCUCGUGUUACGGGAUAUUGAACGAUAAGGAAAUUGUCGAUGAAAAAAGGAGUGUUUGCCGUUUUCUUAAAAAAAAUAUUAGAAAAGAACAUACAAGUUGUCUGAAUUUCUCAGACAACAAAACAUCAAGUCGCACACGCAGCUGAACAAUAUCUUAUACCAGAGGCUAUCCUCUACAACGAUAGCGAAAAAGAAGUGUGGAUCGAAAACGAAAACAUGUAGUUUGCCUAUGUGAUAAAUGAUGGCUCAGAGCAUAAGAAGACAUUGCAAUGUAUAGUUUAUAUCGAUGCACGCUAAUGCGGCUGCAACAGCAAGGAAGAUGAACUAUCGAAACCAGAGUUAUGUUUGGUGCAAUUUGUGACUCUAGACCAGACUGAUUGAUACAGGCGAACGCAAUGCUACAACUCGGAAAACAGGGCAAUACUAUCGCCAACAUUCGAAAAACAAACCAAGAGAAAGUUGAAUAAAAAUUGUAAAACCAAUACAAAAACAA
Anopheles funestus (African malaria mosquito) is the source of this 4222-nucleotide messenger RNA. Its product is annotated as sarcalumenin. NCBI's taxonomy places the organism in Eukaryota, Metazoa, Arthropoda, Insecta, Diptera, Culicidae. Bases 178 to 3423 code for a protein of 1081 amino acids. The transcript has 12 exons. The record is from RefSeq and is a predicted model, not a curated record.